This is a messenger RNA of Diaporthe citri, 774 nucleotides long. RefSeq lists its product as uncharacterized. NCBI's taxonomy places the organism in Eukaryota, Fungi, Ascomycota, Sordariomycetes, Diaporthales, Diaporthaceae. The transcript has 2 exons. The coding region runs from base 1 to 774 and encodes 257 amino acids. The record is from RefSeq and is a predicted model, not a curated record.
AUGCUGCGGCGCAGCCGCUACCGCAUGCGCGGUGCUGCACCACUUUUCAUCGUCGCCAUGGCCCUGACAUCCCUACUCCUCAAGGUCUCCAUAGGCCUUCUCAUGGUUGUAUCCAUCAUCGAGCUCUCCCUGGUCUCCGCCACCGUCGGCUUCCUCACACAACGUGCAAAGGGGACCUUCGACAUCGUCUCCGGCGACUCAACCUUCCCCAUCUCGGGCGAGCCCGCAAACCUCAUCGUCGACCAGGGCCACACCAGCAACGGCGCCUCAGGGACGGCGUUCAUCGUCAUCGGCUGCUGCGGGAUCCUCGCCCUCUGGCUGCGAAGCCGCCCCGGCUACCACGCCAAGUCCUCCGCCGGGCUCUUGAGCCGCGGGUGGUACAGGCUGUGGCUCGGUCUCAACAUCCCCGCGCUCCUGUUGACGCUGGGCGCCCUGGCUUUCACCUUUGCCGUGGAUAACGCCCACGACGGGCAGAGGAUCGACCUCUCGGUGGCCAGGGCCUUGAAUGGCGACGCGUACCCCGCGGAGACGUGGACGCCGCAGAACUGGUUCGACGCGUUGCUGAAGCUGGACCUUGCCAGCCAGACGGACAGGAGCGACAUACAUCGGGUCUCUAGGAUCGCUAGGGGCUGGCAGUACAACCUGAUCCCGUUCUUUGUUGUGCAGCUUGCGCAGACGGUGCUGGCUUUGCUGGAGGCUUCGAGGAAGAGGAAGGCUGACAGGCAGUAUGGGUAUGGCGGCGUUAAGAAUGACGUUGGGUAUGGUGGCAAAUGA